UACCGACCAUAUGCGGUGAGCUUUGCGAUGGCGAAUAUAUAAAUUGAAGGCCAUGUUCAAUCCGAUUGCCAGUGAGCCUUAUCUCCCCUCGCCUGCCAGGAACCCCGCAAUGAAUACUGUCAAGAGCUUCCUCGUCCAAGCCGCGAUCACCAGUGUCGCUCUUGGGCAGUUCUGCGAACACCAGUGGGAGGGGAAAUUCGCAGACCAUGAGGUAGAUGGCGUCCCGUAUCUGCAAGCGAGGCAGAACGUUGCUCCGCCUCCAUUAGAGAUUCGACCCCUCAUCGUGAAUGGUCCAUCAAGCAAUCGUGUCGAUCUCAUUUUCUUCGGUGACGGAUAUACCGAAGAUGAGAAGGACAAGUUCUUCGCCGAUGCUCUGUUCCUCGCAAAUAACAUUACUGACGGACAGACAUUUUUCGACGUGCUUCCUGUAUUGAACUUCUGGGCUGGAUUUUCACCAAGCAACGAGAGUGGCGUUGGUACUGGUGGAAAGCCCCUGGACACCGUCUAUGGACUUUACCGCGAUGGUACAGAGCUUCGUGGUGUUUAUUACGACAAGCCCGAAGUAGCACGUGCUGCCUGUCAGUCAACAGACGCAUGCGAUUUUCCCAUUCUUCUUGGGAACGACCCAUUAUACGGGGGAUUAGGUGGUACCUUCACCGUUACAACCUCCUCGCCUAAUAAUGGACCUGUGAUUAUUCGCCACGAGUUAGGCCACUCGAUCAUUGGCGUAGGCGAAGAAUACGACGGCGGUGAAGUGUACACCGGCGUCAAUGCGGCAAAAUCCACCAACUCGGUGCCCUGGACACAGUGGUAUACAGAUGCGUCUACCGAGCCUAAGAUCCAACGGACAAAUAUGCCAGUACAGGAAUACCCUUGGACACUGCUGAAUACGUCGCAGAGCUGGAUCCAGACUUUCACCUCAGCAGGCACAUAUUCCACUCAUCUCCUCCAAGUCAGCGUAAGCGGCGUGACGGCAACUAGUGACUUGCUGGUAGAGAUCGAUGGGAAGGACGCGGGCUGGGAAUGGAAUCCCGCAGUUGGAGAGGAUCGCUAUAUUUAUAAUAUUAAGAUCAACGAGGCGCUAACUCCAGGAGAACAUGAGAUUAAAUUCACACUACUAAACGAGGAGAGGCAAGGAAGCGCGCAGCUUUGCAGUUUCGAGGUUCUUGAGUAUGGGGAUGAGGAAGAGUUCGACUUUGAGCCACGAUACCACGGAUUAUAUCCGACAUUUUCCAGCAGAAACGUAACCUCAUACAGGCCGACAAACGAUCUUUGCCUAAUGCGAGACACCUAUUCUUCCAAUUUCUGCGACGCCUGCAUCGAGGGACUGUGGCUGUCUCUGCUCGGCCGACUCGCCCUGAUCGACAACAUCACGCAGGAUGCUCAGCCGGACGGCUCGACGAACGCCACUCUCAACUUGCUUCCCCUUGCGAAUCUUAGACAAGUGCCAAACCCGCAUCAGGAAGCCUACACAAUUCUAUGGUACGGCGUUGACGGGACGACGGUUUUGGAGGAUUGGACUAAUAGCACAACUGCACUUCUUGGGCCGGACAUCACGGAGUUUGGCGUUGAGGUUAGGUUUACGACGGAGCAGGUCAGAGUUGAUAGUGCCGGAGUGCUAGUGCAAAAGGAGAGAUAUUCAGUGGAAUAGUCGAGCUGUUACUAAAGCGUAUAGAUCACUUCGAUUACGUCGAUCUCUAGCAGGCUCAUAAAAUGGCUAUUAAUCUAGAGUACUCUUAAUCUAAUCCAGUAACGCCUAAAGCAAUAUAGGUAUACGUUCUAAAUUCGUAGCAACUUCGUUGACGGAAACGAUGCUACCAGCCCUAGCACGGCGCGAAUAAAGUGAAGUCCUGUUCAAUCAACGGACCCCUCCGUGCUAGAUCCUUGAGCUUGCUUUUCCAGCCAUUCUUCAUUAAUAUAGCGAUAAUCCUCCGGCCCAUAUGAAUCAUACAUCUCUGUAAGAGCAUUACUCUUCCGAAACGGAUCCAGUCCGAGGUCUCGUUGAAGUAAGUCGAAAUAAGGGACGGCAUCAAAGAUAAAAUUUGGGCCUUUAUUCCCCCACUCGGUGGGAUACCGCCACCUGCCGAAUCUAUUGUGCAGCACGGUCUCAUAUUGCAACUUCUCCAUCUCCGCCUUAUCGUCGAUGACCUUUGAAGGAUCCCUUGUCAAUUUUCCUGAAAAGUAGGCGCUGACCCAGAGCCCUGUGAUGUGAGCAGUAAUGACGUUGCUUAAAUUGGCUUGACAGCCUACGAAUGCUAUAUCCCGGGGGCGAAGGAAGCGAGGAGACGCAGGGACAAGAAAGCGGUGUAGCAUAUAUGGUGUCAGGGGUGUACGAGAUUUUUCACCAGUGCUG
Molecule: messenger RNA, 2353 nt
Organism: Daldinia loculata
Lineage: Eukaryota; Fungi; Ascomycota; Sordariomycetes; Xylariales; Hypoxylaceae
Product: IgA peptidase M64-domain-containing protein
Exons: 7
Coding region: 53-1651 (532 amino acids)
Molecular function (GO): metallopeptidase activity
Source: RefSeq, a predicted model, not a curated record